Amoebophrya sp. A25 is the source of this 255-nucleotide messenger RNA. The record is from the annotation of a GenBank genome assembly. NCBI's taxonomy places the organism in Eukaryota, Dinophyceae, Syndiniales, Amoebophryaceae.
AUUCCCUAGCACACUCGCCCGCUUCAGUUUUUCGCUUCCUUAGUCUUCGUGACUUUGCUAUUGUACUGCCCAGCGAAUGACCCUGGUACUUGGUAACCCUCUUCAACCAAUUAGGUCUUCGACCUCUAGUCAGGCACGUGGGUCAAUCAAUCAAAAUAGUGACUCUCUCCUCCUAUUUUACUAGCCUACAAGCUUUUAGGCACUACAGUAUUCUGUGCCUUCAUCUUUGAUUGAAUUCCUGAAAUGAAGUGUGAC